Messenger RNA from Papaver somniferum (opium poppy), 2361 nucleotides. RefSeq lists its product as uncharacterized. Bases 193 to 2298 code for a protein of 701 amino acids. The record is from RefSeq and is a predicted model, not a curated record. Gene Ontology annotation, biological process: mRNA destabilization. The transcript is spliced from 7 exons. Gene Ontology annotation, cellular component: cytoplasm. Lineage: Eukaryota; Viridiplantae; Streptophyta; Magnoliopsida; Ranunculales; Papaveraceae. Gene Ontology annotation, molecular function: mRNA binding.
CGAGUUGAUUUUGUGGCUGGCCUACUGCUGCGGGCAUUAGGGUUUUGAGUUUCUACUAGGUACCUAUAUGCGUUUAUAAGACCUACUAGUGAGGCGUACAGUCAGUUGUUAGGUAUGCUGUCAGAUUUCAGUUGGGUUUCUUGAAAUUCCUAAGUAUUUUGUGGAUUGUGGAGUCUGGGGUUUAUCAAAAUCAUGUAUCGUGAUAAAGGGUUUCAGAAAGGGGAAGAAAACGCGAGAAGAGCUUAUUCAACAAGUGUCUUUAAGCCGCUGCCUGCUGAUCAUCAAACUUCUCAGAACAUCAAAGGCGGAAGCCAUCCCUUGAGAAACCAGUCAAAUGGCUUGGCUUUGGAUGGCAGACAAGGAUUUGGGGAGUUAAAGACCUGGUGUGACUCAAGUCGUGGUCCUAGGUCUGUUGGAGAACAAAACCAUUCAGUUUCACCAGCCAAGAAGGAUUUGCCUGGACACAGAGUCCAAAGAGACAAUUAUAAUCUUCCAGAUUUCGUGACUAACUAUGAGAAUGCGAAAUUCUUUGUCAUAAAAUCCUUCCAAGAAGUAGACAUUCAUAAAAGCAUUAAAUAUAGUGUUUGGGCAAGUACUCAAAAUGGUAAUAAGAAGCUGGAUGCAGUCUAUCAUGAUGCAUAUAAAUUAUCCCGUGAGGCGCGCAAAGUGUGUCCGAUCUUUCUCUUCUUUUUGGCGAAUGGAAGUGGGCAGUUUGUGGGUCUCGCUGAGAUGACUGGACCAGUUGAUUUUGAUAAGAAUAUGGACUUUUGGCAGUUAGAAAGGUGGAAUGGGUUCUUCCCUGUUGAAUGGCGCAUAAUAAAAGAUAUCCCGAAUCAUCAUUUUCAACACAUCUUAAAUGAAUUCAAUGAAAACAAGCCUGUAACUUACUGUAGGGAUACUCAGGAGAUUGGAUUGAAGAAAGGCUUACAGAUGCUGGACAUUUUCAAGAGCUAUCAAGUGACAACAAUGUUGCUAGAUGACUACGAUUUCUAUGAAAAACAGGGAAAAUUGCUGCCUAGCAGGAGCAGUAAGGGACAGGAUCCUCCCGUCUUCCAUGGUUAUGCUUCAAGUCCCUCAACAAAGGCUACAUCAUAUUCUGCACGUACAGUUGCUCCUAGUCUCCAGGCGAAGGCGAUACCGAACUCUCGAGGAUUGCCUACUGGACGUACUAAUGUUGCUAGUCUCCUGACAAAGACAACAUCAUUUCCUCAAUCCCGGCCCGCUGCAUGUAUAGAUGCUCCUAGUCUCCAGGCGAAGGCGGUGCCGAACUCUCGAGGAUUGCCUACUGCACGUACUAAUGUUGCUAGUCUUUUGACAAAGACAACAUCGUAUCCUCAAUCCCGGCCCGCUGCAUGUAUAGAUGCUCCUAGUCUCCGGGCGAAGGCGGUGCCGAACUCUCGAGGAUUGCCUACUGCACGUACUAAUGUUGCUAGUCUCCUGACCAAGACGACAUCAUAUUCUCAACCCCUGCCAAUUGCACGUUCAGAUGCUCCCAAUCCAUCAACGAGGACAUUGAAUUCUCCUUCAGUAUCUACACAUAGUGAAACCAUCCAUGCUAAAGAAGAAUGCAUGCUCGUCGCAUCUUCUGAUUACAAAGAAAAUUCAGAUACUGAUAAGACAAAUGGAGUUUUCGAAGUGGGUGAUUUGGUGAUGGUAUAUCUGAAAAUUCGGACCUUCCCUUCAAAAAAGCUACAUAUGAAGCGAAUUGGACCAUUUCGUAUUCUGAGGCGGAUAGAUGACAAAGACUAUAAAGUCCAUUUGCCUCCUGAUUAUCGUAUCAAUAACAUUUUCAGUGCGGAAGACUUGUCACAUGAAACAGGUGAUAUUGUUCCUCCUAUCAAGCUCCCAAGUCGGUUACUAAUCGCUAAAGAUCGAAUUUCAGUUGUUUUAUGUAAAGACACAGUCACUUCAACUAGACGGACGUACACCAAAUUUCUGGUUAAGUGGAAAUACAUUCAACAAGAUACAUGGCUUAACGAAGAUACUUUCCAACAACUGGAUCCAGAAUUCUAUAAGCGUUACAUGGCAUACAUAGAUGAAGAACAUGUUCCUGAACCUGCAGUUACAAUGUCAGAAUCAGUUCCUGCCACGGAUUCUCCCAAAACGAACAUAGCAGUUCCUGAAUCUGUGGGUAACAAUGUUUGCGACUCAAGUAGAACGCCAGAAUCUGAUCCUGUCACUGAAUCGUCCCAGAUGAACAUAGCAGUUCCUGAAUCUAUGGGUAAAAAUGUUAGCAACUCAAGUACAACUUUAGAAUCUGACCUUGUCACUGAAUCGUCUAAAUCAGCAGUUACCUGAUUUUUAAUCCUCAUUGUACUGUUCAAAGUGAUUAGAUAUUGAAUAAAACCAGUUUUGUGUGUA